AUGGAUGAAAAACAUAAAGCUUUUAGAAAACAAACGACAGGUAUUAAAGCAGAACGACGAAAAAAAAAGAAGAAACAAGAAGAAAAUGAUCAAAUAGAUACAAAAUCAUCAUCAACAUUAGAAGAAGCUAAACGACGAAAUCCAAAAGCAUUUAGUAUACAAAAUCCAAUCAAAGCUCAACAAGAAUUUCGACGAUCACAAGAUAUUAAAGAAAAACGUAUUCAUUUACCAGAAGUUGAUCGAACACCACUUGAACCACCACCAGUUAUUGUUGCACUUGUUGGUCCAGCGAAAGUUGGAAAAAGUUUAUUAAUGAAAUGUUUAAUUAAAAAUUUUACAAGACAAAAAUUAACUGAUGUUCGUGGCCCCGUUACUAUUGUUUCAGGACGAAAACGUCGUAUUACAUUUAUUGAAUGUCGUAAUGAUAUUAAUUCAUUGAUUGAUGUAGCUAAAAUAGCUGAUCUAGUUUUACUAUUAAUUGAUGCUAAAUUUGGUUUUGAAAUGGAAACAUUUGAAUUUUUAAAUAUAGCACAAAUAUAUGGUUUACCACGUGUUAUGGGUGUAUUAACACAUAUGGAUUUAUAUAAAAAAAUGAAUAAAAAAUUAAAUAAAAGAAAAACUCAAUUAAAACAUCGAUUUUGGACAGAAAUUUAUCAAGGUGCAAAAUUAUUUCUUAUGUCCGGUAUGAAAAAUGGUGAAUAUAUUCAACGUGAUGUUCAUAAUCUAGCAAGAUUUAUAUCAGUUAUGAAAUUUAAACCAUCAACAUGGAAAACAACACAUCCAUUUGUUGUUGCUGAUCGUAUGGAAGAUCUUACUGAACCUGAAUUAAUUCGAACUGAUCCAUUAUGUAAUCGUACUAUAUGUUUAUAUGGUUAUGUACGUGGAUGUUGUGGAGAUUAUAAAUUAAAUAAUAUAUCAACAUUACCUGAUCCAUGUUCAUUACCGGCUGAUCGAUCAACAAAAACUAAACAAGCUCGACGUGUUUUAAAUGAAAAAGAAAGACUUUUAUAUGCACCUUUUUCGGGUGUUGGAGGUAUUGUUUAUGAUAAAGAUGCUGUUUACAUUGAAUUAGGUGGUUCACAUUCACAUCGACCUUCUAAUAUUAAUGAAAAAACAAGACCAAUUAAUGAAUAUGUCGCUAAUAUCUUAUCAACGAAACAAACUAUUGAAGAAAAAGUAGCAUCAAGUCAAUUGAAAUUAUUUGCUGAUAGUGAACCAAUUAUAGCUGAAGAUGAACAAGAGAUAAAACGAAGAAAAAUGAAAUUUGAAACAGAAGAUGAUGAAGGUAACUCUGAGGACGAAAAAAAACAAGAUACUGAUGAACAAGAAGAGGAAGAUGAAGAAGAAAAUAUGGAUGAAGAAUCUGACCAAGAAGAGUUCGGAAAUUCAUGGAAAGAAAAUAUAUCAAAAAAAUUUGCAAUUAGUUAUGUUCCUAAUAAAACCAUCAAUUGGAUAAAACUUGUUUAUGAUGAUCCUAAUAAUAAAACAAAUAAAAAUUUAUUUUCGGAAGAAAUCGAUUCAACAAAUGAAAAUGGAGAAGUUGGUGGAUUAUUUCAUAUAUCUCAACGAAAAAAAAUUCAUGUUAAUGAUCAAGAAGAUUAUACAUUGAUCAAUCAAAAUGAAAAACAUAAAUGGAAUUUCGAUGAAAUUUCAAAUUUAAUUCGUGAUUGUUUCGUAACAGGAAAAUGGGAAAAAGAAAAAGAUGCUGAGAAUUUACUUGCAGAAGAUGAUGCUAUUGAUGAUGAUGAUGAAGAAUUAUUUGGUGAUUUUGAAGAUCUAGAAACAGGUGAAACAAAUAAAGAAGAAGAUGAUGAUGAUGAUGAUCAAAUGGAUUAUGAAGAUGAUGAAGAAAAAACUCAACUUGAAGCUAAAAAAGCAAAAUUAAAAUCUGCAUUUGACGCUGAAUAUGAUCAAUCAAAAGAUCCUGAUUCAACAUAUUUAGAUGAACUUAAAAAAGAAGUCGACAUACAAACAAAAUUAAAUCGAUCGGAAUUUGAAAAUAUGCCUGAUGAUAUUCGUGUUUUAUAUGAAGGUUAUCGUCCCGGAAUGUAUGUUCGUUGUGAAUUAACACAAAUUCCAUGUGAAUUUGUUAAUAAUUUUGAUGCACGUUAUAUAAUUAUACUUGGUGGAAUGCCUAUAACUGAAUCUCAUACUGGUUAUGUUCAAGUUCGUUUAAAAAAACAUCGAUGGCAUAAAAAAAUUCUAAAAAGCAAAGAUCCAUUAAUUAUUUCACUUGGUUGGAGACGUUUUCAAACAGUUCCAUAUUAUUUUAUUCAAGAUCAUAAUAUGAGACAUCGACUUUUAAAAUAUACACCACAACAUAUGUAUUGUCAUGCAAUAUUCUAUGGACCUAUAACACCACAAAAUACAGGUUUUGUUGCUGUUCAGCAAACAGCUGGAAAAACCGAUUUUCGAAUAACAGCAACUGGUGUCGUACUCGAUUUAGAUAAAUCAACAAAAAUAGUUAAAAAAUUAAAAUUAAUUGGUACACCAUAUAAAAUAUUUAAAAAGACAGCAUUUGUUAAAGGUAUGUUUAAUACAUCAAUAGAAGUUGCUAAAUUUCAAGGUGCAUCUAUUCGAACUGUAAGUGGUAUACGUGGACAAAUUAAAAAAUUUGUUAAAGAACAUCAAGGUGCUUUUCGUGCUACAUUUGAAGAUAAAAUUCUUCUUAGUGAUAUUGUUUUUCUUCGAGCAUGGCUUCCAUUACAAGUACCGAAAUUUUAUACACCUGUUACUAAUUUAUUAAUGUCAAUUGAACAAAAAGAUCAAUGGCAAGGACUUCGUUCUCUUGGUCAACUUAAAUAUGCUAUGAAUAUUCGUAAUGAACCUAAUGUUGAUUCUCUAUAUAAACCAAUUGAAAGAAAAGAACGUGUUUUUCGUCCAUUAAAAAUACCUACACAACUUCAACGUGAUUUACCAUUUCAUCUUAAACCAAAAACAACUGGAUCUACAACAAUGAAAGAUCCAAUAGAAGAAAAACAACGUGUUGCUGUUGUUCUAGAACCACAAGAAAAAAAAAUUGCUGAUAUAAUGAAAAUGUUUACAACAGUAUAUAAAGAUCGAUUAAAAUCUAAACAAAAAACUCAAGCAAAUCGUAAUGCUCAAUAUAAAAAACAACAAAAAACUCAAGAAAUAAAACGUUUACAAAAACAUAAAGAAUUAAAAAAAGUGGUCUAUAAAAAACUUGGUCAAAUUGAAUCAAGAAAAAAUAAGACAAAUUCUCGUCAUGAAAAACAGACAAAUAACGAUAGUAUUGAUGAAUAG
Molecule: messenger RNA, 3264 nt
Organism: Rotaria sp. Silwood2
Lineage: Eukaryota; Metazoa; Rotifera; Eurotatoria; Philodinida; Philodinidae
Source: the annotation of a GenBank genome assembly